This is a messenger RNA of Peromyscus maniculatus bairdii (prairie deer mouse), 1400 nucleotides long. The record is from RefSeq and is a predicted model, not a curated record. NCBI's taxonomy places the organism in Eukaryota, Metazoa, Chordata, Mammalia, Rodentia, Cricetidae.
CAGAGGGCAUACUAGGGAGGGUGAGGCAGGGGCCUGCCUGCCAGACACCCCCAGGGCUCCGGCCCUUUCAAGCAUGAACCAUACCACCUGGGCUCCGCCACUCCCAGUGUGCUCGUAGCUCUUCGUGAGGCCUGGGGCCCUGGAGGACUUCUUCGGGUUCCUCCAGCGACCAUCAUGCAAGGUGGUGCUGGGGACUGCCCUCUUGCUGGGAGGUGGAGGCCUCAUGCUGUGGGCUCAGAGGAAGAAAAGGAAGACAGCCUUAGAAGAAGACGAGUCUCCAGAACCCUGCCGAGCAAAUGGCAGCUGGAUCAAAUCUCACUUUAGCCGCCUUUCGGAAGAGAGGUUGCCCACCCACUGCUAUGGCAGCAACUAUGGCCCCUCACAUGAAAAUAGGCACGGGGAGGCCAACACCACCAUCCACAUGGAGACCCUCACCUCCACACACGGAGAAGGCGGCAAGGCUCUUCGCCGAGAUGCCUUUAACAGCAAACAGAAGGUGUCUGGGACCUCGGUGACCAAAGAGACCCAGAGGGAAUCAGGAAAGUCCCCGUCCAUGGAGGAUGCCGCAUGGGCUGCUGUGACUGCUUGCGCCAAGGAGAUCGAUGCCAAGGGGCAUUACCUGGCGAACUCCAUGCUGCAACGCGCCGGGACAUACCAGCACGUAGGCCAUGUGGAAUCCAGGGACAUCAGCCCGGAAGAGCUGAAGGCUCUGGAGGAGGUGGAGAUAAAGCUGAAAGGGAAUUUCCUCACUCAUCGGGAAACCACCAUAGCUGGUUCCAACCAAACACACAGUGUCCACAGCCAGAGUCGCCAUGGUCACCAAAACCAGCGUAGCCAUUCGAGCUACCAAAGCAACCAAAGUCAUCCUGUAUACUCCAGCCACCAGGGUCAUCAUCCAGGUCACUUGAGCCACCAGGGUUAUCCAAGUCACUCCAGCCACCAGAGUCACCAGGGUCAUCCAGGUCCCUCAAGCCACCAGAGUCAUCUGGGCCACUCAAACCACCAGGGUCAUCCAGGUCACUCCAGCCACCAGAGUCACCAGGGUCAUUCAGGUCACUCAAGCCACCAGAGCCAUAGUCUGCCCAACCGCAGCCACCAAAUCUAUGACUCUUGAAGCCACUUAACCAUGUGCCCCUUCCCCCCAGCAGGGCUGGCUCACAUACACAGGCCUGUUUUCUCUUCUAUGGGGAAACGUGCGUGGUCCAGGGUGAGAGACUGCCACCCAAAUCCCUACUUCCGGCCCCAGCUGGCGUCAUGAGGGAGGAAGGGAGGCAGCUGCAGCAGCCCAAGGGCCCUGAAGACCCGUGAGAGAAGACAUGAGGCAGAUCACAGGAGCAGCCACAAGCCCCGCACUGACUCCACAUGCCUGAUUGGAGCCAAUAAAGCCCUACACGCCCUCA